CCUGGCAGGUUCUGGAUGUCACCAGUGACUGUGGCCAUUUUGGACACUCGGCUGUAGUAGCAGUUAAGAGGACAGAGAGACAAGCCAGGGGAAGAAGAUUUACGGAAACUUGCUAUCGGGAGCGUGGGAUUCUGGUAUUUAUAAAUCCUGAAGAGGAAGCAUAACUGGGAACCACAUCUUCCUUCCACGGGGUACCAUGUCCAUGUACCACAGAUCAGGGAGCCUGUAACUGGGGCUACGAGGCAGCAAUAUUAACAGAUCUGGUGUCUCUCGUGGAUGCUGAGAUUUGAGACGAAGUUUUCCCAUGGCUUCUUUUCGAAUCCGCCAAUUCCAGGAGAGGGACCACAAACAGGUCGUGGACUUGUUCUCCAGGGGCAUAGAGGAACACGCCCCCACUGCCUUCCGCCACUUGCUGACACUGCACCGAACCCUCGUGCUCUUAGUUGGGGUGCCCCUUGCCAUAGUCCUGGUGUCUGGCUCCUGGCUCCUGGCUGUUAUAUGCAUCUUCUUUCUGUUCCUAUUCUUGUGGUUCCUUGCCAGCAAGCCCUGGAAGAAUUAUGUGUCCAAAUGUUUACACACAGACAUGGCUGACAUCACCAAGUCCUACCUCAGUGUUCGUGGCUCAGGUUUCUGGGUGGCAGAGUCUGGAGGACAGGUGGUGGGCACAGUGGGUGCUCGGCCAGUCAAGGAUCCUCCGUUAGGGAGGAAGCAGCUGCAGCUCUUUCGUCUGUCUGUGUCCUCACAGCAUCGAGGACAGGGGAUAGCGAAAGCGCUGGUCAGAACUGUCCUCCAGUUUGCUCGGGACCAGGACUAUGGUGAUGUUGUCCUUGAGACUGGUCUUUUGCAACGAGGUGCUGUGACUCUCUACUACAGCAUGGGCUUCCAGAAGACAGGUGAAUCCUUCAUGGACACACUCACAUGGCUUGUGGAUUCUUCUCUAAUUCACUUCAUAUACCCACUCCCUUCUGCUCAAAAACAUGAGUUGUGAUCUUUUUCUGUGUGUCUGUCAGCCUCUGGUUCACUAUGCUGUGGGAACAAAUAACCCAGAGAUUAUAGUGGACAAAUCACAAAAGUGUCUUUGUUGUUUUCAUUGUAUUCCUGCCUGUUAGAUGGUCAGUGAAGAACGAGGGCAAAUGAAGUGCUCUGACGCCGUUCAUACAACUUCUGACAGAGGGCCAGCACUGGCCACUGGUGCCGUGGGAUAGUUUUCAUGGCCUGACUAACAUAUGUAGUCCCUGCUGGCACCAGCUUG
Molecule: messenger RNA, 1252 nt
Organism: Mus pahari (shrew mouse)
Lineage: Eukaryota; Metazoa; Chordata; Mammalia; Rodentia; Muridae
Product: N-acetyltransferase 8
Exons: 3
Coding region: 305-988 (227 amino acids)
Molecular function (GO): N-acetyltransferase activity
Source: RefSeq, a predicted model, not a curated record